AUCAGAGCAGGAUCGGCCAUGUUUUGGGUACAUACACACCAGACAGUUAAAGGUUAAAAACAGCCAUGGAUCCUCAUUCUAGUGCCCAGGAUGUACCCCGAUGUGACCUUUGUGAGACGGCCAUAACACAUAGCUACUGUGACCUUUGUCAUGUCAACCUUUGUAAGCCCUGUGUAGUAGAUCACAUCUCAGGUGGUUAUGAAAAACAUAAAAUAGUCCCUUUCCAGGAACGAAGAUCAACCCUCUUUUAUCCGAAAUGCGAAACGCAUUCACACAAAAAAUGCAAAUUUCAAUGCGAAGAUUGCAAUAACAUUUUUGUUUGUUCUUCUUGCAUAGCAUCUGAGCAACAUGCGAGGCAUAAAUUUGUAGAAAUUACAGAAGUGUACAAGACAAAAAAAGAAGUCAUUAAAAAGGAUACAGACGAGUUAGAAAAUCAUAUUUCCCCUGCAUAUGACGAAAUUGCACUGCACUUGGAAAAUGAACUUGCUAACCUGGAUGGAGGAUAUGAGAAACUUACAAUCACAAUGUCCAAAGAAGGAGAGCAAUGGCACAGAGAAAUCGACAUCAUCAUAAACAGAAUGAAAACUGAAAUCAAAGAGAUAAAAGGAAAACACAGAGAUAUUCUGAAGAAACACUUGGAUGAAAUCAAACAGACACAGGCUCUCAUGAAACAAGUGUUACUUGUCUUAAAAGAAAUUGAAAAAUCUACUGAAGUAGCUCCUACCGUUAAAUACAGCUUUAAGAUCAGAGAGUUCAGCAAGCCUCCACCUAAGGUACAGAUAUCUCUGCCAACAUUCAUUCCAAAACCAAUAGACCACGAGAAACUGUAUAGGUUGUUUGGACAAAUCACCCCAUUAGCUACUGCUACAGGAGAAAGUGUCCUGUCACUAAACCAACCAAAUACUUCGGUCAGAGAACUACUGGGUGAGCCAGAGCUUGUUACCACAAUACAGACCGGGUAUAAACGUCUACGCAGUGUUACCUGUCUGAGUGAUGGCAGGAUAUGGACGAAUGGAAUGACCAAUGAUAUCAAAUGCUUCAUUGCAGGUUUCCUCCUUGAGACAAUCAAAACAAAAUCAGCGGAGCGCCCCGGUGAUAUAGCUGUAGACAGCGAUGGAGAUCUACUUUACUCUGACAGGACAACAGGAACAGUGAAUAAAGUAAAGAAUGGACAGACAGAAGAGUUGAUCACAUUACAGGGAUGGGCGCCUGGUAAUCUGUGUGUCACCUCUAUUGGUGACCUCCUAGUUACCAUGAUGACCGUCAAUGAUGAAGAAACUCGAUCCAUAGUUGUUCGAUACUCGGGAUCUAAAGAAAGACAAACAAUUCUGUUUGAUGAUGAAGGUAAUCCUCUGUACUCAGGUAAUACGAAAAUUAAAUACAUCACAGAGAACAGAAACCAUGACAUCUGUGUAGCUGACUUUGAGGCUGGUGCAGUAGUGGUGGUUAACAAGGACGGCAAACUCAAAUGGCGAUACACCGGCCAUCCCUCAGUAACCGAGAAGGAACCAUUUAAACCCCGUGGUAUCACAGCAGACAGUCAGAGUCGGAUCCUGACAGCAGAUAGAAACAACCAUUGUAUCCACAUUCUGGAUCAGAAUGGACAGUUUCUCCGUUACAUUGAUAACUGUGAUCUAAAUGAUCCUUUUGGUUUAUGUGUGGACAAUGAUGACAAUCUUUUUGUGUGUGAGUUUUCCAAGGGCAAUGUAAAGAAAAUCAAAUAUUUGAAGUAG
This is a messenger RNA of Magallana angulata, 1733 nucleotides long. RefSeq lists its product as uncharacterized. The record is from RefSeq and is a predicted model, not a curated record. Bases 66 to 1733 code for a protein of 555 amino acids. The transcript is spliced from 2 exons. Gene Ontology annotation, biological process: protein polyubiquitination; proteasome-mediated ubiquitin-dependent protein catabolic process. Gene Ontology annotation, molecular function: zinc ion binding; ubiquitin protein ligase activity; protein binding. Lineage: Eukaryota; Metazoa; Mollusca; Bivalvia; Ostreida; Ostreidae.